This is a messenger RNA of Prunus armeniaca (apricot), 543 nucleotides long. Lineage: Eukaryota; Viridiplantae; Streptophyta; Magnoliopsida; Rosales; Rosaceae. The record is from the annotation of a GenBank genome assembly.
AUGGAGUGUGAAGGACAGGUGACACCGAAAGUAAGGUCAGAGUUGAAACCAAAAUUGGGACUUGAAUUUGAUUGCUGCGACGAUGUGUUCAAUUUCUAUAAUAUGUAUGCUGUGGAAGCCGGAUUCGGCAUUCGGUGUUCUACAAUGAGGAUGUGCACAAUGACAGAAGAGGGGUAUGCAUUGACAAGCACUGUUAGUCAUAAGAGAAGACGGCGAGGUUGUACUCGAACUGGUUGCAAGGCUAAACUUGCAAUAUUGGAGAUGAAAGACAAGAAUAAGUACAUUGUUGUAGGAUUCAAUGAGGUACACAACCAUAACAUGACCACAGUUGAUAAAGUCCAUCUAUUGAGAUCUCACCGUAACUUAACAGAGUCUAUAAAGGCCUAUAGUGCAGAUACGAGCAAAGUUAAUAUUCCGGUACAUAAACAGUUAAGCCUUCUUGAGGUGCAAGUAGGGGGAUUGGAAAAUGUUGGGUUUGUUAAGAUAGAUGUCUAUAAUUAUCUAAGGGACGUGCGUGGAGAGGUGAUUGGCCAUGAUGCAUAG